This is a messenger RNA of Aspergillus chevalieri, 1659 nucleotides long. It is a transcript of the gene dbp8, whose product is annotated as ATP-dependent RNA helicase DBP8. Gene Ontology annotation, molecular function: nucleic acid binding; ATP binding; RNA helicase activity. The record is from RefSeq and is a predicted model, not a curated record. The coding region runs from base 1 to 1659 and encodes 552 amino acids. NCBI's taxonomy places the organism in Eukaryota, Fungi, Ascomycota, Eurotiomycetes, Eurotiales, Aspergillaceae. The transcript is spliced from 2 exons.
AUGGCACCCUCGAGUCCUGCGGAAUCUAUAUCGGAUGAGCCCCGUGAUUUCUCCGGGUCAUACUCAUCUGACCAGGAAGAGAAUAGAGAUGUGGAAAUCCAGUCAAGAGCGCCGAAGCGCAGACGUCUUUCUGAAUCCGACGACAACGACAGUGGCAGCGAAAGCGAAAGCGAAAACUACGAAGUCGAUGAGGUAGAAGACGACGGCGACGAUGAACCCGCCUCGGCCCCGGCUCCCCUCCCAACCAUCUCCCGUAUCAAAAAGAAAGACGACAAACCAGCGCCAGCACCACAAAACGACAAAUCCAACCCCGAGCUUAUUCGCGACGCAAUCGAGAUCGGCCUCCAAAACGCGGAAUCGUCAUUUAAAGCGCUCAACGUGGCGCCUUGGCUCAUUGGUUCGUUGACGACUAUGGCAGUGCGCAAGCCGACGGCGAUUCAGAAAGCUUGUAUUCCAGAAAUCCUGAAGGGGAGAGACUGCAUCGGAGGCAGUCGGACGGGAUCGGGAAAGACAAUUGCGUUUGCGGUACCCAUGUUGCAGAAGUGGGCGGAGGAUCCGUUUGGUAUUUAUGGGUUGAUUUUGACGCCUACGAGAGAACUUGCGUUGCAGAUCUUCGAACAGGUGCAGGCGAUUUCGGCGCCACAGAGUAUGAAGCCGAUUCUUAUCACUGGAGGAACGGAUAUGCGACCUCAGGCGCUGGCAUUGGCGCAAAGACCGCAUGUGGUUAUCGCUACGCCAGGUCGAUUGGCUGAUCACAUAAACACAUCCGGAAAAGAAACAAUCGCAGGACUGAGCCGUGUGCGCAUGGUAGUCCUCGAUGAAGCAGAUCGACUCCUCACCAGCGGACCCGGCAGCAUGCUCCCAGACGUGGAAACCUGCCUCUCCGUUCUCCCGCCCUCCAGCGAGCGCCAAACCCUCCUCUUCACAGCAACACUAACUCCCGAAGUGCGCGCUCUACAAUCCAUGCCCCGUACAUCCAACUACCCCAAACCCCCACCCUUCAUGACCGAGAUCUCCCCCGAAACGAAAGGCAACAUCCCACCAACCCUCCACCAAACCUACCUCCAAGUCCCCAUGACCCACCGCGAAGCCUUCCUCCACGUCCUCCUCUCCACAGAAUCCAACAUCUCAAAACCAACCAUCGUCUUCUGCAACCGCACCGCCACCGCGGACCUCCUCGAACGAACCCUCCGCCGCCUCUCCCACCGCGUCACCUCCCUGCACUCUCUCCUCCCGCAAUCCGAGCGCUCAGCAAACCUAGCCCGCUUCCGCGCCUCCGCGGCCCGCAUCCUGGUUGCAACGGAUGUCGCUUCGCGUGGUCUGGAUAUCCCCUCCGUCGAGUUAGUCGUUAACCUCGACGUGCCCCGGAACCCGGACGACUACGUGCACCGUGUUGGCCGUACGGCGCGUGCGGGGAGAAAGGGUGAAGCGGUUACGCUUGUUGGACAGAGAGAUGUGGCGCUUGUGCUUGCGAUUGAGGAGCGCGUGGGGAGGCAGAUGGUGGAGUAUGCUGAGGAAGGGGUGAAUGUUGAGUCGAGGGUUGUGAGGACUGGUGUGUUGAAGGAGGUUGGGGUUGCGAAGCGUGAGGCUGCGGGUGAGAUUGAGGAGGGGAGAGACGUGCUUGGGAGAAAGAGGAAUAAGUUGAAGAAAGUGAGGUAG